Molecule: messenger RNA, 522 nt
Organism: Trichosporon asahii var. asahii CBS 2479
Lineage: Eukaryota; Fungi; Basidiomycota; Tremellomycetes; Trichosporonales; Trichosporonaceae
Exons: 1
Coding region: 1-522 (173 amino acids)
Source: RefSeq, a predicted model, not a curated record
AUGCUUUGCUUCACACUCGCGCUCCUUUUUGUUGCUGGCGCUGCCGCCCUGCCCCUCUCCUCCCUCCCGGAAGAGACUGUCCAGGUCGAAACCAGGGGGCCCCCUGUUUUCGUUGUUGCUGGCUUGGCCGUUACAGUGGCACAGGCUGUUACCGUCUGGGAGGGAGACGACAAGGAGAGUCGUAACCAGUUCACUGCGUCUGUGAUCGACCGUGUCCACGAAAGUUACCCUGACUGCAACGCGUUUAUCUACCACAUUGGGGAAGACACGUUCACCUAUGAAGUCCCUGCCGAUGCUGCCAAAGAAGAAGUCUCCAUUGACCAUGGUGGUUUCCUCGGCUGGUUUGGAGUUCGCGAGCAUUACGAAAUUGUCGUGUUCGAUGGCCCUGGCAAGCUCGAACGCCGCAACUCCGACGGCGGUUACCUGAACUGGGCCUUUGUCGGAUGGUAUGAAGUUGACGACGACAAGCGCGUUGUAACUUUCAGCGCUCCUCCUGACGACGGUGAGGAUGAGGAAAAGUAG